This is a messenger RNA of Drosophila montana, 1883 nucleotides long. RefSeq names its product out at first (gene oaf). NCBI's taxonomy places the organism in Eukaryota, Metazoa, Arthropoda, Insecta, Diptera, Drosophilidae. The transcript has 4 exons. The record is from RefSeq and is a predicted model, not a curated record.
UUCCCGCUUAUUGUGCACAAAUGAGCAGCACUAAUUUCACCAGACAGUAACUGGUUCGUUCAUGAGCGAAACUGCUGUCAGCUCAGAGAGCAUUUAUGUUAUGGUCUACAGAGCUGUUGUUAUUUUGCGUUGAACUUUCGAAGUGAGUGGACGUGCGCGGCCGGCAUCAGCAUAGAUUCGUCGCGUAAUUUUCCAACGCAAACAAAAUCAAAGUGCGUGUGUGUGUGCAAACAAAAGUGCGGUGUUUUGUUGCACUGUGUAAACAGCCGAAAUGAUUUUAGUAUCGAAAAAACCAAGAAUUCGGCAAGUGAAACCAUCAAAAUGGCAUACGGUGCACCGCAAUGUGCUCAACACUUGCCGCCUAUCGGGACGCCGACGCUGCGGCAGGCGUUCGGUCAGUUGUUAUCAUUUCUUCAGACACAGUCGCGGUUUCCUCUGGUUCGUACUCUGCAAUUUGUUGCUCACGCCGAAUAUCAGUGAUGCGCAGCUGCUGAUUAAUGUACAAAAUCAGGGCGGCGAAGUUAUACAAGAGAGCAUUACGUCCAAUAUUGGCGAGGAUUUGAUUACCCUCGAGUUUCAGAAGACCGACGGCACCCUCAUCACGCAGCUCAUCGACUUUCGCAACGAGGUGCAAAUCCUUAAGGCUCUGGUGCUGGGCGAGGAGGAGCGCGGCCAGAGCCAGUAUCAGGUCAUGUGCUUUGCCACCAAAUUCAACAAGGGCGAUUUCAUCUCAUCGGAUGCAAUGGCCAAGCUGCGCCAGAAGAACCCGCACACCAUACGCACACCCGAGGAGGACAAGGGACGCGAGACCUACACCAUGAGCAGCUGGGUCCAGCUAAAUCGCUCGCUGCCCAUCACACGGCAUCUGCAAUCCCUCUGCGCGGAGGCCACCGAUGCCACCUAUGUGCGGGAUGUGGAUUUGAAGGCCUGGGCGGAACUGCCAGGCUCCUCGAUUUCCAGCCUGGAGGCAGCAACCGAAAAAUUUCCCGAUGCGCUCUCCACGCGCUGCAACGAAGUGAGCAGCCUGUGGGCGCCCUGCCUGUGCACGCUGGAGACCUGCAUCGGCUGGUAUCCGUGCGGACUGAAGUACUGCAAGGGCAAGAGCGUGGGGGGCGACACGUCCGGGACGCAGCAACAGCAGCAGCAGCAGCAGACGAAUUAUCGCUGCGGCAUCAAGACCUGCCGCAAGUGUACACAGUUCACCUAUUAUGUGCGGCAGAAACAACAGUGCCUCUGGGAUGAAUGACGACGCGGCGAGCUGCAGAUGCGCUGCGCCAAGCAGGUGCCACUGACGCGCGACGCUGACGGCGACGGUGACGGCGAGGGCAUGGCUGCGGCAUGUGAUGCAGCAGCGAGUGAAACAGCGGCAACGACAAUAACAAAAACAACACGAACAACGAGCAGGGUGACAACAACAACAGCAAGAACAACGACCAACAAAUUACGCCAACUGCUUUUGUUGGUGCAACAGCAGAUGCCUUUUGCACUGUGGAGCUUUCCGGUCCAUCACGUUUCCCAUCACCCACAAAAACAAGCACAACUUUCUGGCCAGGCGUUGGCACAUCAUCAUCAUCAGCCUGAUGAUCAUCAUCAUCAUCAUCAUCACACGGCGGCCGACUUGUCGCAUCACCCAUCAACAAUGGCCGCCAUCGUGGCGUGAUAAUGCGCAUGCAACUCGGACAAGGGUAUAUAAAACCCGAUAAACCCCAACACACAUGUAUUGGUGUGGACACACCUAUACACCCUACACCCUCUCUCACUAUUCUUAUGGGCUGUAUAUAUGUAACUAUGAUGAGAAUAUUGCCAAGCUACACUUACGCUUAUGCUGCUAGGUUAGGAGCUUUGAUGAGCUGGAAAAGAAAGACAUUUUAUUCGCAUUCUCA